Lindgomyces ingoldianus is the source of this 738-nucleotide messenger RNA. RefSeq lists its product as uncharacterized. The record is from RefSeq and is a predicted model, not a curated record. Lineage: Eukaryota; Fungi; Ascomycota; Dothideomycetes; Pleosporales; Lindgomycetaceae. The transcript is spliced from 8 exons. Bases 1 to 738 code for a protein of 245 amino acids.
AUGGUUUUCGAUACAUUGGUUGGCUCGAAUGUUGGCUCGAUGGGUGACGAUGCAGAUGUCAUGUCAGAACUGUCAUCAAUUCACCAGAGACCGGACAUCCCAACCCGUAUGCAGAGAAGAGCGAUAGUGUUGAACCUUCCCGCUGCAGGGUUUCGGAAACGUACAUCUGCAGCACAUCGGUCUAAACCGACUGUCGUACUACCACCCACUACAUCUACGCCGACAAGCCAAGCUUUUGUUUGUCGCUGCGGAACAGAGAUAGAGGAAGAGAGACAACCGGCCUUGUUUCCGGCCGCCGUGGCUCAUUCUCUGCAUCUCUUAAAGCGUUUCCGGCUUGAACAUGACCCACUCCGCGGCGCCUGUAACGCAGUCUUAAACAUUCUUACGCCUUGCGUUCAUCGAUAUGCUCAUGACCAAGAAGCUGAGCCUAAGCUGCCGAGACAUUCGUUCAGCAUUCGGAUGGAAAAGGUGUUACGGCUCGGAUAUCGAUUCCAGCCAUACGUUUCCCAGCUCGGAUAUCUGAUAGUUCUCCAAAGUCUCCACUGGGGCUCCACUACUGAAACCGUCAUCCGCCCCUCCCCCUCACACCUAUCCCCCGCAUUUUCCGUCCUGCUUGACAAAACCCACGGUUCAAUAAUCCCCGAAACUAGCGCCCAGGUGGGGAAUUUCGUCUCUGGUUUCUUUGAACGAGGCCAAGAUAUCUGUGUUACGCUGGAGGGCAAGAUCCACUUCGGGUAG